Molecule: messenger RNA, 1030 nt
Organism: Drosophila miranda
Lineage: Eukaryota; Metazoa; Arthropoda; Insecta; Diptera; Drosophilidae
Exons: 3
Coding region: 714-1016 (100 amino acids)
Source: RefSeq, a predicted model, not a curated record
CAAAAUUAACAAAAAACAAAAACAAGAACAGAACAGCUCGGAAGGACAGCAGACCAAAUUUUUGAAAAACUUAUUAAUAAAAUGGAUUUAGUGCCAGAAAACUCCUCCAGUGCAAACAAGAGAACAACAGCAGGCGGCAGGGUGAAAUGGAGUGCCGCGCUUGAGAGCCUGCUGAUUGACAUAUGGAAGGAGAAAAUUGAAGAUUUGCGCGGACCACGCAAAAAUGCACAUGUGUAAAUUAAGUUGUCCGUAUGUCCAAGUAGCCUUAGCUGCUUGAUGCGGUGGUCCUCGUGCGGUUUCCGUGGUAUAGAAUCCUUUAUGAAGAUUAUGUUGGAGAGAUAACUGUCUCUCUUAUCACUGGCCUUGUGGUACAGUGGUAUAGAAUUAAUAAUUCAAAGUGUUUACGGCUGGUUGCCGGAGCAAGGUUUAUUAACAAGCGUUAGCUUUCGUUAUAAGAACAGAACUAAAACUAGGAGCCACCAGCAAGCUGGGGCAUAAAGUCUGCUGAAUCAAAAGUAUUUAAUUGCCAAAGAAUGCAAAGCUACAAAAUAUAUGUACUUAGAGCUACAAAGCUACAGUCGGUAAGCCGACUUGGCAUAAGCGAUAAUGCUGAUCUUGCGGCAUGUGCAAGAUAUCAGAUUACCGCCGGUUGACCGUCACAUUCAGGGCGCUGAACUGAAGUUCGCUGAUUUGGCAUCUUGAGUGCAAACAACAUGGAGCAGAGCACAUUGGACAACGACAAUCCUGAUGAGUACUUUUCGGAUAUUAUUGAGAUGGACCUGGACGGAUCUUGUAGCUCCAGCACCUUGUCUGGGCGUCCGCCAAAGAAAAAGAAAAAGACCGACAUUUCGUGGCUGGCAGAGAUCGCCCAGGAGCGUCUCGAACAACAAAAGGACCACCACAGAAAGAAGGAGGAGCACGACGUUAGGCAGGAGAAGAUGGUGCAGGACUUGAUCAGCACCCAAACAAAAUUCCAGAACGACUUAUUAGAAGUUUUAAAAAAUAAAAAUAAAUAAGUUUUUAAUUUUCA